Molecule: messenger RNA, 567 nt
Organism: Arachis stenosperma
Lineage: Eukaryota; Viridiplantae; Streptophyta; Magnoliopsida; Fabales; Fabaceae
Exons: 1
Coding region: 1-567 (188 amino acids)
Source: RefSeq, a predicted model, not a curated record
AUGAUUGAUAUAGGGUUUUGUGAUCUGGGAGCAAGCAUUAAUGUAAUGCCUCUAUCUCUCAUGAAGAAGCUAAAAAUUAAUGAGUUAAAACCCACAGAUGUGAUCCUUCAGUUGGCUGACAAGACCCAGAAACGAGCACUAGGAGUGGUUGAAAAUAUACUGGUGAAGGUUGGGAAGUACUUCCUACCUGCAGAUUUUGUUAUUCUUGAAAUGGAAGAAAGCUACCUUCAUCCAAUUAUUCUAGGGAGACCAUUCCUAGCCACUACCAGAACACUUAUAGAUGUGGAGCAAGGUGAGUUGAUAUUGAGAAUACAUGAUGAGCAACUCACCUUCCAUGUCUUUAAACCAACACAUGAUCUAGAUCAAGGGAAGGACUGCAUGAAGGUUGAAUUUGGUGAUGCAAACAUGAAAGAAGCACCCAAUGAAACAACCCCAAAGAAUCUGAAGUCAUGCCUGAAAGAGAAGAAAGCAGUAAAGAUGAUGUUACAGACUGAGGAAACUAAGGAGGAGUUAGGUCACAAUCCUCACUUAAGACAAGAAAGAAGAACCCUCCUGACACAAGUUUAG